GAGGUGGCUGCGCGCGGCCGGCGGCGGCGGUCUGCUCCCGCGCCCCCGCGGAGAUUCUGCCGAUCUCCCAAGGUCGGGGCUUGAACCCUGCCAGAUAAAGUCAAAAACGCCCCCCUCUUUUCCCAGCCAUGCAAACUGCGGGAUGAAGCUGGAAGCUGUGGUCGAGCAGCUGCAGAAGCAGCAGCAGAAGCAGCAAGCUCCUCUGCAGAUGGAUUCCAGGGAGAGACAGCAGAGACAGAUGAGGGAAGCCCAGCUGCUCUAUACUCAGCAGCUGGCAGUACAGCAGGCUGUCCUAGCAGCUACAUCUGGCAGGGCUUCGGGCAGCUCUGCUGUCGGUCCUUUGGCCAGAGGCCCACCUGCAGCUGGGGCUACGCGAGCUUUUGAUCAGAGCAGCAUGAAUUCAGAGCCAGAAGAGGAAGAGGAAGAUGAGGAAGAAGAAGACGAUGAGGAAGAGGAAGGGGGUUUGGAAGGUGGAGAGCUUGAGGAUGGCGCUGAUGUGACUGGAAAAGACACCUGCACUGCUCUGAAAUAUUUUCAUGCUCCUAAAGUUACCCAUCACAACCAAAGAGUGGCUUCUACCUCUAAUCCUCUUCCAGCUUCUGGGCACCAGCGGGGACAGCAGGGGAAAGAAGAACAGGGUAAAGACACUACUAAGCAAACAUAUUCCGGUUCCCCAUCUGGGCGUCAGACUUGGAGACUGGAUGAGCAGCUCAAGCAGAAUGGCAGUGUGACCUGGAGUGAUGAAGGUGAUGGAUGCCGAGGAAGAGAAAUUUCACGAGACUUUGCCAAGCUCUAUGAACUGGAUAGUGACCCUGAACGGAAAGAGUUCCUGGAUGAUCUCUUCAUCUUUAUGCAGAAGAGGGGAACUCCCAUUAACCGAAUCCCCAUCAUGGCAAAACAGAUCCUGGAUCUCUACAUGCUCUACAAACUGGUGACUGAGAAGGGAGGGCUGGUAGAAAUCAUCAACAAGAAGAUCUGGCGGGAGAUCACCAAAGGCCUUAAUCUGCCCACCUCCAUCACCAGUGCCGCGUUCACACUUCGAACCCAGUAUAUGAAGUACUUAUAUGCCUAUGAAUGCGAGAAGAAAUCCCUCAGUUCUCCUGCUGAGCUGCAGGCUGCAAUCGAUGGCAACAGGCGGGAAGGCAGACGGCCCAGCUAUAGCUCCUCUUUGUUCAGCUACUCACCCACUGCCACGGGGCCUCCUUCCCUCCUGUCUCCCCCAAAGAUCCGCUUCCCCAUCAUCGGCGUCGCACCAGGCAGCGGGACCAGUAAUCCUCGUGUGUCUCCAGCAGCAGCUGUCAGAAAAGGUGACGGUGUGCCCUUGACUGUGUCUAUGCCAAACCGUAUUGCUGUGCCAGUGACCUUGGCUAGCCAGCAGGCAACUGUGGCAGCAAGAACAGCCACUCUGGAACAGCUGAGGGAGAGACUGGAGUCUGGAGAGCCUCCAGAGAAGAAGGUCUCGCGGAUGACAGAGGAGGAGCAGCGGCUUGUCCAGCAGGCUCUUCAGCGCAACCUGUUCAGCAUGGCACGGCAGAUUCCCAUGAAGAUCAAAAUCAAUGGCAAGGAAGAUAAACCAGACUCGGCGGCAGCAGCAGCACUGAAUUUGUCACCUAACGGCAUUGGGAGUAUUAACAUGUCGGUGGAGAUUAACGGCACAAUUUACGCUGGAGUGCUGUUUGCCCAGAAGCCAGUCGUCCAUCUCAUUGCAGGCUCCAGCACCCAAAGUUCCUGCAGCAGCAGCAGCAGCUCCCACUGUUCUCCCAGCCCUACCUCAUCCCGGGGAACCCCCAGUGCAGAGCCCUCCACCAGCUGGUCUCUCUGAUGGACAGCGGAGCUUGCUGUCUCUCACACUGGCCUCUAGCAGCUCUGUCCUAUCUGUUCACGGCAGGGAGUGAGCCGGGAAGGAGUCGCACAGAUUACCUCAUCUCAAGGAACCUGCUUUGUGGUUGGCCAACGGCAAGAUGAUGAUGCUGAAACCUUUCCAUGCCAGCGAGUUUUUCCUCAUCAUCUGUUUGUCCAGCCCUUUUCUUUGUUCUCCCCUUUCUUCCUCCCUUUUACUUUUGUUUUCUUCCUCCUCCUCCUCCCAGGGUUUGCUGUGUUCCUAUUGGGGGGUGGGACAUGGAGAAAGGGGCACACCUGGCGUUUUUCAAUCAGGGAUCGUCUCUAGGAGCUGCAGGUUGAUAGAUGGCUGAGACGUCACCAAGGCAGGUGGAAAGAGCUGGAGUUGGGGCAGGGAGAUGGGCUUCUCCUUGAACCAGUAGCCACAUGGACUCUUCCCAUAAAACAACUCAAUGUAUUGACAAUCCUAACAGCCAGCAGGGUGCCUUGCCCCUGUCCUUCAUUGGCUUUUGCUGCAGAAGGUCGUGCCGCUGUAGAGCAGGCAAGCUUCCUCACUUUUCUUCUUCAAGCUCCAUUGCGGUCCAGUGUUCAUGUGUCCUCCCCUGAAUGCCAGACUUGGCUAGAGUGCAUGGCUGCUGCUUGUGGAGUUAUCAAAGACUUGAUGAAUCUCUCUCCCCCUCUUUGAGGUCUUGGCAACACUGGGAGGACUUUCCCACCACUGUGAUCCAAAGAGACAGAAAAUGACUGGUGACUGAUCAGCUGUUUCAUUCUGGCUGGUGCUGGCCUGUUUCCUACUGCUGCUUUCUGCAGGCCUUCAGCAAAGUUUUAAAUGCUCUAGAGCUUGUCUCUCUCCCCAUAGGAAGUUCAUCCACUGAGACGUUUAACCUGAAAGCCUGAACUUACCUUUGCUUGGUCUUGAUCCCCAGCCCCUUGACACGAAAGGGCUGUCACUUAAGUCAAUUUAGGCUUCCUGGAGGUGUAUUUCAGUAGCCCCUGGAAGCUCUCCAUAUCCAUGCACUGAGAAAAUAGAAGGUGAUAUUUAAAAUCUACUUAAGUGGGGCUGUGUUGUGUAUGUAUAUAUUAUGAUUAACAUAUAAUACUUCUUUUAGUUGCUCUCUGAACAAGCCUUCAGAAGCUCAGCCCUUUUCAGAUCGUACGGGGGCAAAAAGAAAGCAGCCCUCAGUCAAAGAAGACUUUUUGCUCUCCAGUUUAAAGCAAACUAAGGCUAGCCGUGGCUCUCCCUCUUCUGGAGCCAACCAAGCUAACUUUGUGGCUCCAUGAACCCAGCUCCCACUCACCUGGUCUCACCCUGUCCUCUCUUCUCCUGCUGGCCUUUCCCACACACAUCUCCCCCAGCCUGGAGAUCAGAUCCAAGCACCAUCCAUCCUGCCCUGGUGACGUCCGUUCCAUCCUCCAGGCCCAAGUCAGGUUUUUUUGAGCAGAUGAAAUACCUCAGAUAUGUACUUGUUGGGGGUUUUUUGUUUGUUUGGGGGUUUUGUUUUUAUUUUUUUUAACCUCUUCAGGAAGUAUUGGCAUAUCUUAAUGCUUGGUUUUUUUUAUAUGUGGUUUUGCUGAUGUUGUGUUUUAUUUUUAAUUGUAGCACCAAAGACAGAAAGAAAGAAAAAAAAAAAAAAACAAAGCUGAGCAAAGGAGCAGUGGUUCCCCCAUUCUUUAGGCUAGCCAGGAGACAAGUUGAACAGCAUUGUCCCCAUGCACACGCAAUGCGCGUGAUGCAGGAGGACAAGUAGAGGUAGGAAAGGGGGGUGAGACUGACUGCAGAGUUAGAGGAUCUGUCCUUCUUUUGGGACAUCAGGGUGUCUGCAGGGUCCCCAUUCUUGUUUCAGAACUUCAUAAUCCACGUUUUUAGCAAACAUUCUUAGUGCAGUGGGGACGUGAUAGUGCUGCUUACACUACAGAUUUGCCAGGCCUCUCACAGCAAAGUGGGUUUUGACAGCUGAAAGCUUGGUUUGAUCUUGUGGCUUUGCACAGGACCAACCUUCUCAGAAGUGCUGUGACUUUGUAUUAUUCCGAGGUCAUUAGCUGCACAGACAACACAGUUCAAUUCUUUCUACACUACAAGUCCACGCUGUGUUGGGUGCUAUGUUACUGUGGCCAUUGUGGGAGCUGAUGUGAGAGUCACCAAAAUAACAGAAGUUAUUUCACAUAUAUAUAGGGACCAGUUACCAAACUGUGUAACAACUGUCCUAACUAGUAAAUUUAUUACAGUCUAAGUCAAAACUGUGUUAGAACUCCAGCGAUGCAGCUUGCUUUAAAAGCUGCUUUCCUGGAGUGUGGUUGGUGAGCAUCACGUGCUCCGCAGUGAGUGGACAGGUAGUUGGCCCUUCUGGAUGUCUGUACUACCACCAUGUUUGUGGACUUUUGUUGCCCUUUUGUUCUCUGCAAGUUUCUAGCAGUUCCCUUCUGACACUAAUCAUGCGUUAGCUUUCAGUUGUUUCUGAGUGGCAGCCACGGUUCUGCUCCCAGUCGAUGAAGAUCUCUUUCCUCCUUCAACCCGGGACAAAAUGUUUACCCGCCCAUCUUACUGCUCCACAGGUUCUUGCCUCCACAGGUGAGACUGAGCCACACUAUCAUAGGGAGUUACAGCCCGUGAUUACAUGGAUGUAGACCAAGAAUUAUCUCUGAAUGAAUGUGGUGUCAUACCAGGAUGAGAAUGUAGCCUUAGAACUGCUCGUCCAGGUGAGCUGAGGUGUUGGGAGCAUUUAGCUCUGUGAAAGAUGGGAAUUUUGAAGCACUGCUACAAUUAUAGACUCUGCCUGUCUGCCUGCAGAGCUGGGUCAAAGCCACUGAACUCUUUCACCACUCUAAAAGUGUCUUUCACUUCACAUCCAGCCUUCAGGUCCCCAAGUGCUUGUGUAUAGCAGCUCAUACACUAAGUAGAUCUGCAGCGGGGGGGAGCACAGCUGCCUGACACAGUUUGUGUCAUUCCGGGGAUGUACUGAGAGGGACUCUUCGACCUGUCUGCAUAGUUGCUCCGUGAGAUUGCACGGGUGCAGGGCAGGUGCCCUCCUGGAGCACUUUGGGGAGCUGCAGAGCCUGUGAGCCACCGGCCCAGGCCCUGUGCUCCCGGGAUAUCCUGAUCCCUGAGGCUGUUCAUUUUGUACUACUGAAAAGAGCAUAGCUUUAAAAAAAGAAUGAGGCCAGAUACUGCCGUAGAAAAAGCCCUGUCAGCAGCCCAACGGUUGGGCUUAAAGUGUAUAUAGAAAACUAAAUGAAUAAUGCUUUUGUUAAACUUAAAAACUACAUGUUCUCCCUUUUGCUCCCACAGCACUGCUCAGCAGGGCGGCUUUUCUGUCCUGUACCGACGAGCAGAAACGCUGUGUCCACGGCCGAGAUCUGUGAAGCGUCAGUUUUCCUUUCCUUCUGUUUGAAGCUCGAGUAACAGGGGUGGUCUCGUACCUCAUGUUAAGGCUUGUAUAAACCACAGAUGGGACCUCCUUGUUGUGAGGGGCCUUGCACUCUCUGUACGUUAGUUUAUAUAAUACAACUUGAGCGAUCUUGCUAGCAGACGUUGUGAUGACUUGGCGGAAGAAGAGAUAAAGUGCUGGGAAUGCACAUGUCCUGAGAUAGGUUCUGCUCUGAGGUGUCCCAUCUCCAGUUGCUUUUAGUGGAAGUAACAAGCACCCCGAUACACAGGGGGAAGCAGAGCCGCUCUUUGGCUGCAGGGCGUUUGCUUGGCAGAUAGCGCAGCCCUCCAAGGCAUUUCAGUGUCUCAGACUCGGAGAUGGUGGUCUAGACUCAUUCAGAUUGUUUUUUUUUUCCCCUUGGGUUUUGUUUUGUUUUGUUUUGGAAAUUGGGGGGUUGGGGGCUGUUUCCUAAGAGUGGGACUGGGGGACUUUUUGCUUUUCCUUAUACUUUCUUCUCUGGUCCUGGGGAGCAGAGGUUAGUAAUGGGUGUUUUUGCUUAUGUAUCACAUGCUAACAUUGUGUUUUCUUGCACAGAAAGGCACUCAAAUCACUGAACUGCUAAACAGCUUUGACACUACUAGAGUAUUAAUGUUUAUAAGCUUUACACAACUAGACUGGAAAUAGACAGGGACUAACAGAUUGUUUUGUAUCCAAUUCAGGGAAAGAAUCAAGUUGGGAUGCGUAACAGAUACCUCAGUAAAAUAAGCUGCAACAAUAAACUGGUCCUUUUUCAUUACGCAGUGACGAGGAUCAGCCGUUCAGACUGUGAAGAGUAACCCUUUCUCCAGCCUGGGUUUGAUACUGGCAGUUGGCUCAAUGCAUGUUUUGCUAAGCUCCAGAUCUCCUACUGAGCUGCCAGGCUGUAGGGACAGGGUUAUAGAAACCAGCAGCGGAGAUGGGGUGGAGAAGCUGGGAGCUGGGGGAAGGUUGCGCGAGGGCUGAGGAACUACCUCUCCCCACCUCGGAUUCAUUUCACUCGGGACGCGUUCGAUUGUAUAGUACUCAGGGGUUUUGAUACUGCAGGUAGGACUGUUCCUUGGGUGAAGUGUUCACUUUGCGGUGUGUCUAAUUCUCUUUAAACUCCAGACCGGCUAAGGUUUCACAACGAGCAGCCAAAAAAGCCCCCAGCUGGUUAGCUACAGGCAGCAGCGGGCUAGCAGCUGCUAGGCGCUCCUGUUUUACAUGUAGCGGGUGCAGAUUUGUCAUCUGGGUUAUAUGCGUGACCAAGAAAAAUACCUGCUUGUCCUCUUCCAGCAGAUCCCAGCUUGCUCUGGGAAGGCACAAAGGUGGCAAGGGCAGACACCAGCUCGGAAACGGGGCUCUCAAAGGAACCGUGCAGGGCAGGGGGAAGAGAUGAGGGGGAGGCUGUGUUACUGCGCCGCUCCCAAAGUGAAUGUGAACGUGUUACACCAAGUCUUUUUGGCCGCUGCGUAUGUGCUCCAGAUGGAUUCAGAUCGGAAGACAUUUUCACCAAACAGCUGCAGCAGCCUUGCUACUAGUUUUCUUACCUAUUUAAAAUAAAUAAAUAAAUAAAUAAAAGAAAUGUGAUAGCCUAGGCGGUGGAUAAAUACCUCAACGUCUCCUUCCAACAAGUGUCUGUAUAUGUUGUUGUUGGGUUUUUCUAUCUUACACGUUAUCUGAAUGUUUAUAUUCCAAUAAACUUCUACCUCUUCAUA
Molecule: messenger RNA, 6940 nt
Organism: Rhea pennata
Lineage: Eukaryota; Metazoa; Chordata; Aves; Rheiformes; Rheidae
Gene: ARID3B
Product: AT-rich interaction domain 3B
Exons: 9
Coding region: 143-1822 (559 amino acids)
Biological process (GO): regulation of transcription by RNA polymerase II
Cellular component (GO): nucleus
Molecular function (GO): DNA binding
Source: RefSeq, a predicted model, not a curated record